AUGGCACGGCGGCCGUUCUCGUCGCUGGCGCACUCCUCGUAUCGCCGCAGGAUCGUCGAGUGCAAUGCGGCGGCUUGCUCCUCGCGGCUCCCUUCCCGCGCUAGGCCGCCCGCCCGCCCCCGUAUCGCUGCCAGCUCCAACACCACCUCAGCACAUGGAAUUGAUAGUAGCAUAAUUACUAUUCAGACUAUGACGUGGUGGGAGACCCUGAAUCACAUGGCCUACAAAUUUGGGAGCCUUGGCAAGUCUGAUGGAAAGCUGGCCUUGAAGAUACUGAGUUCUAUUGUGGAGCGAUCAGGUUUAGACCGAAUUACCUACAUUUACUGUAUGGCUGUUCCAAUUCUCAUCCAGGCUCAAAUGCAUUCGCAAGCAAUGUCAGUGUUGAGGCAUCUUGCUGUGACGGGCUUCUCCUGCACUGCUAUUUUUACGUCCCUCUUGCGGGCCAUUUCACGUUUUGAUUCCACCAAUCAUGUCGUUUUUGAACUCCUUGUCAAAGCGUAUGUCAAGGAAAGAAAAGUGCUAGACGCAGCUGUGGCAGUUUUCUUUAUGGAUGACUGUGGAUUUAAGGCUUCACCUGUUGCUUGCAAUACCAUCCUUAAGGCACUUGUGGAGGAAGGGGAAUCAAAGUAUGUUUGGUUGUUCUUGAGAGAGAGUUUGGCUCGUAAAUUUCCUCUGGAUGUUACCACUUGCAACAUUCUUCUGAAUUCCCUAUGCACCAAUGGUGAAUUUAGAAAGGCUGAAGAUAUGCUUCAGAAGAUGAAGAGCUGUCACCUAUCUAAUUCUGUCACUUAUAAUACAAUACUACAUUGGUGUGUUAAGAAGGGGAGAUUUAAGGCUGCCCUGUGUGUUCUAGAAGAUAUGGAGAGGGAUAGUAUACAGGCAGAUAUAUACACCUAUAACAUCAUGAUAGAUAAAUUAUGUAGAAUAAAGAGGAGUGCGCGUGCUUUCCUUUUGCUCAAAAGAAUGAGGAAAGAUGACUUAACACCUGAUGAAUGUACCUACAAUACUUUGAUCCAUGGUUUUUUUGGUGAAGGUAAGAUAAAUCAUGCUCGCUAUGUCUUUAAUCAUAUGCUGAGACAAACUUUGGUUCCAAGUGUAGCUACUUACACUACAAUGAUUGAUGGGUACUGCCGAAACAGGAGAAUUGAUAAGGCCCUAAGUGUUCUGUCGGAAAUGCAAAUUACUGGUGUCUUGCCAAGUGAACUAACUUAUAGUGCUUUGUUGAAUGGUUACUGCAAAGUUUCCAUGUUGGGACCUGCUCUAGAUCUUAUGGAAGAUCUGAAAUCAAGAGGUAUUACCAUCAAUAAGACGAUGUGUACUAUUCUCAUUGAUGGUUUCUGUCAAGUGGGUGAGAUUUCCAAUGCUAAACAAAUUUUGAAGAGUAUGCUUGAGGAUGGAAUUGAUCCAGACGUCGUCACUUAUUCAGCAUUGAUCAAUGGUAUGUGCAGGAUGGCUAAGUUGCAUGAAACAAAAGAAAUUUUGUCAAGGAUGCAGAAAAGUGGAAUUUUACCUAAUGAUGUGCUAUAUACAACUCUGAUUUGUUACUAUUGUAAGGCAGGGUAUGUCAAGGAAGCACUAAAGCAUUUUGUGGACAUUUAUCGAAGGGGGCUAAUUGCCAAUCCAGUUAUCCAUAAUGCAUUAUUACGUGCUUUCUAUAGAGAGGGAAUGAUUACAGAGGUUGAACACUUCAGACAAUACAUGUCCAGGAUGAAUAUAUCAUUUGAUUCUGUCUCCUUUAACUGCAUAAUUGAUAGUUAUUGCCACAGAGGUAACAUAGUUGAGGCAUUUUCAGUUUAUGAUGAUAUGGUUAGAUAUGGCCAUUCUCCAAAUGUUUGCACAUAUCAGAAUUUGCUUAGAGGAUUAUGUCAAGGAGGGCACUUGGUACAAGCAAAGCAGUUUAUGUUCUGUCUUCUUGACAUACCUUCUGCUAUUGAUGAGAAAACUUUCAAUGCACUACUUCUUGGGAUUUGCAAAUAUGGAACCCUAGAUGAAGCUUUGGAUCUAUGUGAGAAAAUGGUAAAAAACAACUGUUUACCUGAUAUCCAUACCUACACCAUUCUUCUCAGUGGUUUUUGCAGGAAAGGUAAGAUUUUGCCUGCGUUAGUCAUGUUGCAGAUGAUGUUGGAGAAAGGAGUAGUCCCUGAUACUGUUACAUAUACCUGCUUGCUGAAUGGGUUGAUCAAUGAAGGCCAAGUGAAGGCUGCUUCUUAUGUUUUCCAGGAGAUCAUAUGCAAGGAAGGCCUGUAUGCAGAUUGUAUUGCCUAUAAUUCAUUGAUGAAUGGGUACCUCAAGGGUGGAAACGUGAAUACUAUAAAAAGGAUGAUGUCCGAUAUGUAUCAGAAUGAGGUUUAUCCAAACUCUGCUAGCUAUAACAUACUUAUGCAUGGGUAUGUCAAGAGGGGACAAUUUUCAAAGUCCUUAUAUCUGUACAAAUAUAUGGUGAGGAAAGGAAUCAGGCCAGACAAUGUUACAUAUCGCUUGCUCAUUCUUGGUCUUUCUGAGUGUGGGUUGAUUGACAUUGCAGUUAAGUUCUUGGAGAAGAUGAUCUUAGAAGGCAUUUUCCCCGAUAGGUUAGUUUUUGAUAUACUGAUUACAGCUUUCAGUGAGAAAUCCAAGAUGCAUAAUGCACUACAACUUUUCAAUUGUAUGAAGUGGUUACAUAUGUCACCCAGCAGUCAAACUUUUAGUGCCAUGAUAAAUGGAUUGAUCAGAAAAAAUUACUUGGACCAGAGUCACGAAGUUUUACAUGAGAUGUUACAAGUAGGGCUUCAACCAAACCAUACACACUAUAUUGCAUUGGUCAAUGCAAAAUGUCGGGUUGGUGAGAUUGAUAGAGCGUUCAGGCUAAAAGAAGAAAUGAAAGCUAUUGGCAUUGUGCCUGCUGAAGUUGCUGAGAGCUCAAUUAUUAGAGGACUUUGUAGAUGUGGAAAACUUGAGGAGGCAGUCAUAGUUUUCAGUAGUAUGAUGCGUUCAGGAAUGGUGCCAACUGUUGCUACUUUCACUACUCUAAUGCACAGUCUUUGCAAAGAAUCCAAGAUUGCUGAUGCUUUGCACUUGAAGAGGCUAAUGGAGUUGUGUAGAUUGAAGGUUGAUGUUGUCAGUUAUAAUGUUCUAAUUACUGGUUUAUGCAAAGACAACCAUAUCUCUGAUGCACUUGAUCUUUAUGGAGAGAUGAAAUCUAAGGGUCUUUGGCCGAAUGUUACUACCUAUAUCACACUCACUGGAGCUAUGUAUUCGACAGGGAGAAUGCAGAAUGGAGAGGAACUACUGGAGGAUAUAGCAGAAAGGGGUCUUAUUCCGGCAUAUAAGCAGUUUGAAAAUCUUGAAAGACGGAUGGAGGAUGCAAUUAGAAGGCUGAACAUGAUAAGAAACUGCAGAAAGGAAGUGCCUUUUAGAGGUGUUGAGCUACUACCUGUAGAUCCUGAACCCAAAUACAAAAUUACCCAGGGAGAAAGAGGAACCUCACAUAUUUCAGUGGAUCCUAGGGGCAGGUAUGAUAUGCAUAAGUUACAGCAGGCAUUCGCAGCAAAAAAGAACCUGCAAAAAGCUGUCAUCAUCUCAAAUACUUCGAACAACCACACGUCACAUUAUCAGGACAUUUCUCAUAACAUUGUGCUGCAGAGGAUGAUCAGUGGAGGGCAACAGGAUGCCACCAAGAGGAAGGAAGCACUGGUGCAUAAGCUAUGCAGGAAAAGCUUCCCAUCAUACUAUUCACUCAGAGGCCACAUGAAUCUUCACAACGGCAAACGCAAGCAAAAGAAGCUCUCUAAGAACAUGCCUAGCCUUCCCAACAUCAGAGAUGGUGCCACAGAAAGCCGUAACUCUGAUGUGAAGCUGAAAUUCAUCGGUCUAUCGCAAGUGUUGAAGGUGACAGCAACUCAGCAACCCACGAUUGCAACCUCUACGGCAAGGUCUUCACAUCCAGCAAAGGAUUGGCAAGCCGCAAGGAAGUUUCACAAAGUUCCUGAUCAUGAAAAGGCUGCAGCAUCACCCAACUCUGCAGCGUCUCAAACAGGAAAGCAGCUGCUUGAAAGUGGGUAG
Messenger RNA from Miscanthus lutarioriparius, 4041 nucleotides. NCBI's taxonomy places the organism in Eukaryota, Viridiplantae, Streptophyta, Magnoliopsida, Poales, Poaceae. The record is from the annotation of a GenBank genome assembly.